CGGUGUCUGGUUACUAGAGUGGAUUUGGGAAUUCCCCAGGAAAACACCUACGCAGCCACACGGCCUUUUCUGGACAAACUGGGCAACAGCAAGCCGCUCACAAGGGGAGCAAUUUGUAGUUUUAUAAUGCUCCGGACAUGGAGGGAAUCUGAGGCUUGUGCGACAGCGCUUGCCGCUGUUGUUUGGGAAUUUGUCCAGAAAGAGCUCAUCUUGUUUCCAUAAAAACACCAACAAGCGUCAGACGGAAUCCACCUGGAUAGAAGCGAAAACGGCGCAACAGAUAGUUGUUUGUCAGGACAGGCAGUUUCUCUUGUUAUAGCUGACAUCAUUUAAACGGCUGAUUUAUAUAUAAAUGGAGGGGGCGCACGAUAUUCACGGUGAAUCCCGGAGACAGAAUGCACGGCCUGCACCGAGCUACGCUAUGGAGAAAAGGGGCGCCGUGGACUCUGUCCCGGAGGACUGGUGUGACAGCGGGCUAGACUCCUUAAGCGGGGUCGGACUCGGUUUUGAGGGUCCCUACGGCACUUACACCGAAGCCGAACAGAUGUGGACACCUGGACGGUCUGUGUCUGACAUACCUGACAUCCCUACGUCGGACGAGUCCGACAACAGGAGUACCACGGAUUGCGUGUCGAUUGGCGGCGGAGAGAGGCUGGACUCUGCCAUCGGGGACUCGAUUAAUGACGAUGCGGUGGUGGGGUGCCUCUCCGACGGGAUCGGCACUAUGAUCCUGGGCGAGCCUGCAGGUACAGAGAGACUGGCGAAUUCAAACACUUCGGAUGAGGGUCGGCAGCGAAGGGAAGAGCUCUUCAACACGCUCAACUUUCUGUCAGAGGACGGUGACACGGUACUUCAUUUGGCACUGAUUCAUGAGCAGUGGGGUGUUGUUCAGUGCCUGCUAGAAGAAAUUGUGGUUAACAACAGCUGGACUCCUUACCUGGACACUCAAAAUGACCUGGGCCAGACCGCUCUACAUUUAGCAGUCAUCGUAGACCGGAGUGAGUGUGUUCGGGCACUGUUGUGGAGUGGAGCCAGUGCGGAGAUCCAAGAGAGGGGUGGAAACACACCUUUACACCUGGCUGUCAGAGAGCUUCGCAAAGAGUGUGUGAGAGAGCUGACCAGCUGCUCACGGACCCCACCAGUGCACCUGAACAUCACCAAUUAUGCAGGUGUGAGUGCACUGCACCUGGCUGUACAUAGGGGCAAUUGUGAGAUCAUCAGUAUGCUGCUGGAGGCUGGAGCAGAUGUAAAUCAACGGGAUUUGGGGUCAGGUCGGUCUCCAUUGCACUGGGCGGUGGAAGGUCAGAGGUCAGAGGUAGUGAAGUUAUUAUUGAGCGCUGGCGCAUUGGUGAAUCAGCGCUCAUAUGCAGGCCACACCCCAUUCUACUGUGCCCUUUACCGACCCAACAAAGAGAUACAGGCCCUACUUAGUGUCCAUGGGGCCACAUACACACAGGACGAUGAGGAAGAGGAGGAGUACCGAGAGAGUGAGGAGGAGGAGUUUGAUGAUGUCAUCAUAAAUGGACAGCGAGUGCUGUAGCUGUAAAACAUGGACACAACUCUGCCAUCAGACCCCUUGAACUCCAGCUGAACGAUUGUGGAGUCUUGAGUGUAUUUGGUGGAGACUAUUAUGUGUGUCUGCGUGUGUGUAUUUUGUUUUAAGGUACAGUAUGCUGGUUUUGGUUCAGGCUGAUGGGAGUGCAUAGCUAGAUUCUGUUAGUCAUGGAGGAUCUAAGUUAUUUAAGCCUGACAUCACGCAAAUCCUUUUAAAGCUGUAACAAUGGAGGCAGCUUUUCAUUUAGUAAAACCUCUCAUUGGCCCAUCUGGUGUAUGUUAUAAUAAAGGGAUAGUUCUCCUAAAGAUGAAUAUGCUGUCUCACCCUUAUGGUGUUUCAAGCCUGUAUGACUUUUUCUUCUGGGGAAUAAAAAAUGUCUUAAAAUUUUUUUUGAAAAGUGUUUUAUGUGCACACAUUAAAAAUCAGUGGAGUCCAGUGUUGUUUAGGCUACAUAUACUGUAUCAUACCUUUAGGCAAAAUGUCUUUCACAGAAGAAACAGUCAUUUAGGUUUGGUGAGUAAAUGAUUUUAAUUUUGGGUGAAUUAUCCCAUUAAAGGGUUAGUUCACCCAAAAA
Sinocyclocheilus anshuiensis is the source of this 2129-nucleotide messenger RNA. Its product is annotated as NF-kappa-B inhibitor alpha-like. The transcript is spliced from 6 exons. Gene Ontology annotation, cellular component: cytosol. Gene Ontology annotation, biological process: toll-like receptor 4 signaling pathway; cellular response to tumor necrosis factor. Gene Ontology annotation, molecular function: NF-kappaB binding. Lineage: Eukaryota; Metazoa; Chordata; Actinopteri; Cypriniformes; Cyprinidae. The record is from RefSeq and is a predicted model, not a curated record. Bases 353 to 1540 code for a protein of 395 amino acids.